CUAUCCGCGCUGCAGUCGAAAGAGCGAGCUAAGGCUGCCAGAAAAGAGAAGCGUUUGCAAAAGAAGCGUUUGCAGACAUCCACGGGUGACAGUACUCAGAUCCUUUCCCACUCUGAAGCCGAGCGAGAGGCGGAAGAGUACUUGGAUGUGCACUCAGGGGUAAAAGGACACGUGCGUAGCGAGGGGGAGCUAUCAGCCUACAUAGAUACACACACACACACCGAUACAGCCACGCCUGAGGAUAUUCACGCGUACGAGAAUGCGGUCGCACACAACGAUGCAACCUCAAAGAGGCACGCACGCGACGGUACACCCAGGGACAAACUGACGGGCACACAGACGCACACUAAGGGUGUGCACUCGCGCACAGCCAGCUAUAGCUCACACAGGGGGAGCACUGCAGAGGGACUGGGGGACAGUGCAACAACAGCCACACCUACACACACCCACACCCCGACACACGUAGAUAGCGGAGAGGGUAUAGCUGCGCCACACACACACACACACACGCACGCACGUGCAAUCACAGGAGAGGUGGGAGAUGCGGCUAGGAAUACGGGUGGAGGUGCUGAGCACAGUUUGCUGGCCGGUGGGUCUUUGCCUGAAGUGCUGGUGAAGUUCGUGGACAAAUACUGUGCCAGUUUAAUGACCUCAGAGGACUUCACACCUACGCUGCUGUAUAAUAAGGUCUGUGGGUGGGUGCUUAUCGAUCUGCUGCUGUGUUGCGAAGUGCACGG
Messenger RNA from Sphaeroforma arctica JP610, 737 nucleotides. RefSeq lists its product as hypothetical. Lineage: Eukaryota; Ichthyosporea; Ichthyophonida. The transcript has a single exon. The record is from RefSeq and is a predicted model, not a curated record. The annotation marks the transcript as partial.